GUCCUGAGGUCAGUGGACAACUUUUAGCCUUGGUUUGGAAUUCCACAACUCGACUGUGUCACUGGUGCGUCCGGGUUUUGGGGCCGGAGAGGAGUUGCCACCAUGUCUCGCUUUGACACGAAGGAGUUCGGGGAGGCUGCACCGUUUUUACGCAAAUCUGAGCUGGAGCUGCUGGCGGCGCACACCGUCGCUUUUGACGGUAAGAAGCGAGCCUGGAUCCCUGAUGAAAAAGAGGCGUACAUUGAGAUUGAGAUCAAGGAGCUCAGAGGUGACAAAGUCAUUGUUGAUACCAAAGAUGGGAGGACUCUGACAGUGAAGGACGGUGACAUCCAGCAGAUGAAUCCUCCUAAGUAUGACAUGAUCGAAGACAUGGCCAUGCUGACGCACCUCAACGAGGCCUCUGUGCUGUUCAACCUGCGCAGACGCUACUCUGCCUGGAUGAUCUAUACCUACUCCGGGCUCUUCUGUGUGACAGUGAAUCCAUACAAAUGGCUGCCUGUCUACACAGCCCCUGUGGUCGCUGUCUACAAAGGCAAACGCCGCUCUGAGGUGCCGCCGCACAUCUAUUCCAUAGCAGACAAUGCCUACAAUGACAUGCUGCGCAAUCGGGAGAACCAGUCCAUGCUCAUCACCGGAGAAUCCGGUGCUGGCAAAACUGUCAACACGAAACGUGUCAUUCAGUAUUUUGCCAUUGUGGCAGCUCUUGGGGAAACAACUGCCAAAAAAGGAGGGACUCUGGAGGAUCAGAUCAUCGAGGCGAACCCGGCCAUGGAGGCGUUUGGUAACGCCAAAACGUUAAGGAACGACAACUCAUCCCGUUUUGGAAAGUUCAUUAGGAUCCAUUUUGGACCAACUGGCAAACUGGCCUCAGCUGAUAUUGAUAUAUAUCUUCUGGAAAAAUCCAGGGUGAUAUUUCAGCAGCCCGGUGAGAGGAGCUACCACAUCUACUACCAGAUCAUGUCGCAGAAGAAACCAGAACUGUUAGACAUGCUGCUGGUGUCCUCCAACCCAUAUGACUUCCACUUCUGCUCGCAGGGCGUCACCACUGUGGAGAACCUGGAUGACGGACAGGAGCUGAUGGCCACUGAUCACGCCAUGGACAUCCUCGGCUUCCUGCCCGAUGAGAAGUAUGGCUGCUAUAAAAUAGUUGGAGCCAUCAUGCAAUUUGGCAACAUGAAAUUCAAGCAAAAGCAGCGUGAGGAGCAGGCGGAGGCCGACGGCACUGAAAGUGCAGACAAGGCCUCGUACCUGAUGGGAGUCAGUUCAGCUGACCUCAUCAAGGGCCUCCUCCACCCAAGGGUGAAGGUGGGGAACGAGUAUGUGGUGAAGGGACAGAACGUAGAACAGGUGAACUACGCCGUCGGUGCUCUGGCCAAAGCCACGUAUGACCGCAUGUUCAAAUGGCUUGUGGGACGCAUCAACCGGACCCUGUACACCUCCCUGCCUCGCCAGUACUUCAUAGGAGUCCUGGACAUCGCCGGAUUUGAGAUCUUUGAUCUCAAUAGCUUCGAGCAGCUGUGCAUCAACUUCACAAACGAGAAACUGCAACAGUUUUUCAACCACCACAUGUUCAUCCUGGAGCAGGAGGAGUACAAGCGCGAGGGCAUCGAGUGGACCUUCAUUGACUUUGGGUUGGACCUUCAAGCUUGCAUUGAUCUCAUUGAAAAGCCACUGGGCAUCAUGUCCAUCCUUGAAGAGGAGUGCAUGUUCCCAAAGGCCACAGACAGCAGCUUUAAAGCCAAGAUGUAUGAUAAUCACAUUGGCAAGUCGCCUAAUUUCCAAAAGCCGCGGCCAGACAAGAAACGCAAGUACGAGGCCCAUUUUGAGCUGGUGCACUACGCUGGAGUGGUGCCAUAUAACAUCAUUGGCUGGCUGGACAAAAACAAAGACCCACUAAAUGAGACGGUGGUUGCAUGUUUCCAGAAGUCUGCCAACAAGCUGCUAGCUUCUCUGUACGAGAACUACAUCGGCUCAGACUCAGCGUCUGACCCAAAGCCUGGCAGCAAAGAGAAGAGGAAGAAGGCAGCCUCUUUCCAGACGGUGUCUCAGCUUCACAAGGAAAAUCUGAACAAGCUGAUGACCAACCUUCGCAGCACCCAGCCCCACUUUGUUCGCUGCAUCAUCCCUAAUGAGAGCAAGACUCCAGGGAUCAUGGAUCCAUUCUUGGUGCUGCACCAGCUGCGCUGCAACGGUGUGCUGGAGGGCAUCAGGAUCUGCAGAAAGGGCUUCCCCAACCGCAUCCUCUACGCUGAGUUCAAACAGCGCUAUCGCAUCCUGAAUCCACAUGCCAUCCCAGAUGAUAAGUUUGUGGACAGCAGGAAAGCUGCAGAGAAGCUGCUGGCCUCCCUGGAUAUCGACCACAACCAGUACAAAUUUGGACACACAAAGGUGUUCUUCAAGGCUGGCCUGCUGGGUCACCUCGAGGAGCUGAGGGACGAACGUUUGGCCAAAGUCCUGACACUGCUGCAGGCGGCCGCUCGUGGUAAAAUCAUGAGGAUGGAGCUGCUGAGGAUGAUGGAAAGAAGGGAAGCUCUGAUGAUCAUCCAGUGGAACAUCCGGGCCUUCAACGCUGUCAAGCACUGGCCCUGGAUGAAGCUCUUCUUCAAAAUAAAGCCUCUACUGAAGAGCGCUGCCACAGAAAAAGAGCUGGCCUCUCUGAAGGAGGAGCUGGCGAAGCUGAAGGAGGCUCUGGAGAAAUCCGAGGUCAAGCGGAAAGAGUUGGAGGAGAGGCAGGUCAGCCUGAUCCAAGAGAAGAAUGACCUGUCUCUACAGCUGCAGGCAGAGCAGGAUAACCUGGCAGAUGCUGAGGACCGCUGUGAACUGCUCAUCAAAACUAAGAUCCAGCUGGAGGCCAAAGUGAAAGAAAUCAUGGAGAGGCUGGAGGAUGAGGAGGAGAUGAGCGCUAAUGUGCUCGCCAAGAAGCGCAAGCUCGAGGACGAGUGUGCCGAGCUGAAGAAAGACAUUGACGAUCUGGAGAUCACUCUGGCUAAAGUGGAGAAGGAGAAGCAUGCCACUGAGAACAAGGUGAAGAACCUGAUUGAGGAAAUGGCAGCUCUGGAUGAAACCAUAUUGAGGCUGACCAAGGAGAAGAAGGCUCUACAGGAGGCUCAUCAGCAGACCCUGGAUGACCUGCAGGCAGAGGAAGACAAAGUCAACACUCUGACCAAAGCCAAGGCAAAGCUGGAGCAACAAGUAGAUGAUCUCGAGGGCUCACUGGAACAAGAGAAGAAACUGCGUAUGGACUUGGAACGGGUCAAACGCAAACUGGAGGGAGAUCUGAAACUCUCCUUGGAGUCUGUUAUGGACCUGGAGAACGACAAACAGCAACUUGAAGAGAAGCUGAAAAAGAAAGACUUUGAAAUGAAUGAGAUGAGCACAAGGAUUGAGGAUGAGCAAGCCUUGGUGAAUCAGCUCCAGAAGAAGAUAAAAGAGUUACAGGCUCGUAUAGAGGAGCUGGAGGAAGAGCUGGAGGCCGACCGGUCUUGUAGGGCCAAGGUGGAGAAGCAACGCGGGGAUGUGGCUCGAGAGCUGGAGGAGCUGAGCGAGCGCCUGGAAGAGGCUGGUGGGGCCACCUCUGCCCAGAUCGAGAUUAACAAAAAAAGAGAGUCAGAUUUUCUGAAGCUGAGGCGAGACCUGGAGGAAGCCAUGCUACACCACGAGGCCACGACAGCGACCUUGCGGAAGAAGCACGCCGACAGCGUCGCAGAGCUGAGCGAGCAGAUCGACAGCCUGCAGAGAGUCAAACAGAAGCUGGAGAAGGAGAGGAGCGAGGCCAAGAUGGAGGCCGACGAUCUGGCCUCCACUGUGGAGCAGCUUUCCAAGGGCAAGGCUACAUCAGAGAAAAUGUGUCGCCUGUAUGAAGACCAAAUGAAUGAGGCUAAAGCCAAGGCUGAAGAGCUCCAGAGGCAGCUCAACGAAACCAACACCCAAAGGGCCCGAGCUCAGGCUGAGAGUGCCGAGCUGGGCAGGAAGCUUGAGGAACGCGAAUCCAUGGUCUCUCAGCUCCAGCGUGCCAAGAACUCCUUCAGCCAGAAUGUGGAGGACCUUAAGAAACAGCUGGAGGAGGACAAUAAGGCUAAGAGUGCCCUGGCCCAUGCACUGCAGUCAUCUCGCCACGACUGUGAUCUUCUGCGAGAGCAGUACGAUGAGGAGCAGGAGGCCAAGGCUGAGCUGCAGAGAGCUCUGUCCAAGGCCAACGCUGAGGUGGCUCAGUGGAGGACUAAGUAUGAAACUGAUGCCAUCCAGAGGACUGAGGAGCUGGAGGAAGCCAAGAAAAAGCUGGUGACACGUCUGCAGGAGGCUGAAGAGACGGUGGAAGCAUCCAAUGCCAAGUGCUCCUCCCUGGAGAAGACCAAACAUCGGCUCCAGACAGAGAUCGAGGACCUGGUUAUUGACCUGGAGCGUUCCAAUGCUGCAGCCGCUGCCCUCGACAAGAAGCAACGCAACUUUGACAAGGUGCUGGCUGAGUGGAGACAGAAAUAUGAAGAGUGCCAGUCGGAGCUGGAGACCUCUCAAAAAGAGUCUCGUGGUCUGAGCACAGAGCUCUUCAAACUGAAGAAUUCUUAUGAGGAGACCCUGGAUCAUCUGGAGACCAUCAAGAGGGAGAACAAAAACCUCCAAGAGGAGAUUGUUGACCUGUCUGAUCAAAUCAGUCACGGAGCGAAGACCAUCCAUGAGCUGGAGAAGAUGAAGAAGGGUCUGGACAUGGAGAAGAGUGAGAUUCAAGCUGCACUGGAGGAAGCUGAAGGCACUCUGGAGCAUGAAGAGAGCAAAACUCUCAGGAUCCAGCUGGAGCUAAACCAGAUCAAGGCCGACGUUGACAGGAAGCUGGCAGAGAAGGAUGAGGAAAUUGACAAUCUUCGUCGUAACCACCAGAGAACACUGGAGUCCAUGCAGGCCACCUUGGAUGCCGAGGCUAAGUCUCGCAACGAGGCAGUGCGUCUGAGGAAGAAGAUGGAGGGUGACCUGAAUGAGAUGGAGGUGCAGCUGAACCACGCCAACAGGCAGGCCUCUGAGUCCCAGAAACUCCUGAGAAACCUGCAGGUUCAGAUCAAGGACAUUCAACUGGAGUUGGAUGAGACUAUUCACCAGAAUGAGGAGCUGAAGGAGCAGGUAGCGGUAACUGAGCGCCGAAACAACCUGCUGGCUGCUGAGGUGGAGGAGCUCAGGGCUCUGCUGGAGCAGAACGACCGUGCGCGCAAGCUAGCUGAACAUGAGCUGCUUGAGGCCACCGAGAGGGUCAACCUGUUGCACUCUCAGAACACUGGGCUCAUCAACCAGAAGAAGAAGUUGGAGAGCGAUCUUUCCAUGCUGUCGAAUGAGGUUGACGAUGCUGUUCAGGAGUGCCGCAAUGCAGAGGAGAAGGCCAAAAAGGCCAUCACUGAUGCGGCCAUGAUGGCAGAGGAGCUGAAGAAAGAGCAGGACACCAGCGCCCAUCUGGAAAGGAUGAAGAAGAACAUGGAGCAAACCAUAAAGGACCUGCAGAUGCGUCUGGAUGAGGCUGAGCAGAUUGCUCUCAAGGGUGGCAAGAAGCAGGUUCAGAAGCUGGAGGCCAGGGUGAAAGAACUGGAGAAUGAACUGGAGUCUGAGCAAAAGAAGAGUCAGGAGUAUCAGAAGGUAGUGCGCAAGUACGAGAGGAGAAUCAAAGAGCUGUCCUACCAGGCUGAGGAAGACAAGAAGAACCUGGUCCGUCUGCAGGACCUCAUCGACAAGCUGCAGGUCAAGGUGAAGAGUUACAAGAGACAGGCUGAAGAAGCGGAGGAGCAGGCGAACACCAACUUGUCUAAGUACAGGAAGCUCCAGCAUGAGCUUGACGAUGCAGAGGAGAGGGCUGAUAUGGCCGAAUCACAGGUCAACAAGCUUCGGGUCCGCACCCGCGACCAAGGCAACAAGGUUGGUAAAUACAUGUAAUACAUUUCGUAUUACAGUAUGAUGCAGAAUUGUAUGACCUUUGGAAGAAUUUAUUAAAAUUAGCCGGCAGGCUUCAUAACAAGAACUAAUCUUAGAAGAGACUGGAUGUAAUCCUCUGUUGAAGAUGACCUCACAUAGCCCUCUCAUGUGAUCUCUGGUGUGGUCAUGAGUAACUCUAUGACACUGUGUAUGUGGUUGCUAACAAACACCCCUGUCUUGUGUAUUUCAGCUUGCUGAGUGAUGCGGUGAGGCUGAACGCCGCAGCCAAACAUAUCACAGCUAGCCAGCUGCAACAGCUGUGCUUGACUGUGUGGACACACCCAA
Seriola dumerili (greater amberjack) is the source of this 6234-nucleotide messenger RNA. It is a transcript of the gene myh7ba, whose product is annotated as myosin-7-like. The record is from RefSeq and is a predicted model, not a curated record. The coding region runs from base 103 to 5910 and encodes 1935 amino acids. Lineage: Eukaryota; Metazoa; Chordata; Actinopteri; Carangiformes; Carangidae. Gene Ontology annotation, cellular component: myosin complex. The transcript has 42 exons. Gene Ontology annotation, molecular function: cytoskeletal motor activity; ATP binding; actin filament binding.